This is a messenger RNA of Tribolium castaneum (red flour beetle), 1209 nucleotides long. RefSeq names its product decorin. Gene Ontology annotation, molecular function: protein binding. The transcript has 2 exons. The record is from RefSeq and is a predicted model, not a curated record. NCBI's taxonomy places the organism in Eukaryota, Metazoa, Arthropoda, Insecta, Coleoptera, Tenebrionidae. Bases 1 to 1209 code for a protein of 402 amino acids.
AUGUUCGCAUCAUUUUACGCCAAACUUAUUUUCAUCGUUCUGGUGUCUCUAUUUAAACAAAUCAACUGUAAAUGCGUACAAUCGUAUGCAACAAUCUGUGACACCAUCGAAGAUGUCGAACAGCUCAGUGAUAAAGCAAGUUUCAUGGACAUCAUAGUCGGAAACGUAACACGUCGUGCCAAUCCGCUGAAAUCAUACGACUUGUAUGAGCUCAUUCCUUUCAAAAAACUCAUGUCUCUGACAAUCAUCGGCCAGCUCGACCGGAUUUCCCCACUCGCCAUGAGAUGCGAAUUUGACUACGAAUUAAAAGUGCUGAAUUUUUACAACAAUGACAUCAAGAAACUCGAAAAGUGGUCGAUCCCGAACUUAACCCUCCAAAAAGUUAGCCUAGUUAACAAUAAUAUUGAAGUUAUAGAGCCCGGAGUGCUUUCCCUCGGAAGUAAAAUCGAGAUAAUGGACCUAUCUGAUAAUAAAAUUGAGGGAGCUGGAGUUACGAAGACGCUCAUUUUGCGGAAUAAUAGGAUUUCAUACAUCCAAGUCAACAGUUUUCCAGAAACUCUCAAAAUACUUUAUUUGGAUGGAAACAAACUGAGGGAAAUCCAGGACGGGGUCAUUCAGCCUUUGAGCGAACUACUGGAGCUUAGUCUGAGUCGGAACCAGCUCUACAAAGUCCCCAACUUAUCAAACGCCACCCAACUGCAGUUUUUGAACCUCUCGUUCAAUAAUCUCGAAACGGUUAACAACGCCACGUUUCAAAAUCUCACAAGAAUUUCACUGAUCGACCUCAGUAACAAUAAAAUAAAGGAGAUAUCGUUCGCUUACUUCUCGUAUUUGAUCAGAAGACGUGUCCCGUUUGUGUUAUCGCUUGGUUUUAAUGAAAUGAUGGGGUUCGAUUUUGGUAACGUUACAAGGAAUUUUGAAAACAAUGUUGAGUUAUUCCUGUAUGGAAAUCCCUUUGGUUGCAAGGAAUUUGAUAAAAUUCAGGUCGCUAUGAAGGAUUUGAAAAUCAAACAAAAUGCGUGUGAUGCUAAAUUUCACAGUGAAGGGAAAACCCCCUACUGUCUUGAUUACCAAAUAAUACAACCAUGGGAUCUCCCCUAUCCAGUCAAGCAGUUCCUCAAGUCAAUUGAAAAUAACAGAAAAUUGAUUUCUUGCUCGUUAUAUCCAGUGCAUUAUAUCAACCAGUUAGGUGUUUCUUGUGUUGCGUAA